Messenger RNA from Prunus armeniaca (apricot), 366 nucleotides. The record is from the annotation of a GenBank genome assembly. NCBI's taxonomy places the organism in Eukaryota, Viridiplantae, Streptophyta, Magnoliopsida, Rosales, Rosaceae.
AUGUCCCAUUACGCUGGGUACGUGGAAGAUGAAUACGAAAUGGAAGAUGUAGAUGGUGAUAUGGAUGACGAGUUUCGUGGUAGAGAAAUGGGCGGCUCAGAUUCUGAUGUUGAUGAAUAUGACUACUUGAAUAGCAAAGCAGCUGAUACAACUGCUGCUCAAGCAAGAAAAGGAAAAGACUUCCAAGGUAUUCCUUGGGAUAGACUUAGCAUUACUAGAGAAAAAUACCGGCAAACUAGUGAUGUGGAAGUGUCAGUUUCGACUACUAAGAGUAACUUGAUCGUGAUUCUUUUCUCUUUGGCAAACCGGAUGGCAAAGAUACAAAUCCUUUCUAUUAUGAGUUCAGAAGAAAUGCUAGAUCAGUGA